Pistacia vera is the source of this 1640-nucleotide messenger RNA. RefSeq names its product zeatin O-glucosyltransferase-like. NCBI's taxonomy places the organism in Eukaryota, Viridiplantae, Streptophyta, Magnoliopsida, Sapindales, Anacardiaceae. The coding region runs from base 1 to 1428 and encodes 475 amino acids. The transcript has a single exon. Gene Ontology annotation, molecular function: UDP-glycosyltransferase activity. The record is from RefSeq and is a predicted model, not a curated record.
AUGACGACUAACCACCAAGACAACCAAAACCAUGGCCAAAAUGGUCUACAGGUGAAAGAACAAGAAGUGGUUGUGGUUAUGGUGCCAUUUCCAGCUCAAGGCCAUCUCAAUCAGCUUCUUCAACUCUCCCGCCUCGUCUCCUCUUACAAUAUUCCGGUUCAUUACGUCGGCACAGCUUCCCACAACCUCCAGGCCAAGGUUCGGGUCCAUGGUUGGAACCCACUCAACAUUUUUAACGUCCAUUUCCAUGACUUCGAAAUCCCUCCAUUUGUUUCCUGCCCUCCUGACGCCAAUGGAACCUGUAAGUUUCCUCCUCAUCUGCAAACAUGUUUUAAUGCAUCAAAACAGCUUGGUCACCCUCUGGCUCAACUUUUAGUCCAGCUUUCUUCCACGGCGAGAAAAGUGAUUGUCAUUCAUGACUCAUUGAUGGGGUCUGUACUGAUUCAAGAAGUUCGUGUUAUCCCCAACGUAGAGUCUUAUUGUUUCCAUAGCGUAUCAGCUUUUUCUAUUUACUUGUACAUAUGGGAAUCUAUGGGGAAAUCUAUUGACGCCAAUGAUGCAAUCCCAAAAGACAUCCCUUCUUUAGAAGAUUGUUUCACCAAAGAGUUCUUGGAUUCGAUUUCUUCUGAAUACGACUAUCGAAAGUUCAACUCUGGAAAUGUUUACAACACAUGUAGAGUGAUUGAGAGUGCUUACAUGGAUUUGCUUGAUAGAGAAACAAUGUCAAACAAGAUUAAAAAUUGGGCUUUAGGGCCAUUCAACCCUGUGACAAUAGUACCUCAGAAGAAAAAUAGGCACUUUUGCUUGGAGUGGCUUGACAAGCAAGCACCAAACUCGGUUGUAUAUGUUUCUUUUGGGACAACCACCGCCAUGAAUGAUGCACAGAUCAAGGAGCUUGCUAUUGGUUUGAAGCAAAGCAAUCAAAAGUUCAUUUGGUUGGUGAGAGACGUUGACAAAGCAGAUGUUUUCAGUGGAGAAGUGAGAAGAGUUGAGCUCCCAAAAGGGUAUGAAGAUUCAGUUAAAUAUACGGGAUUAGUAGUGAGAGACUGGUCACCCCAACUGGAAAUUUUGGCUCAUCCAUCAACAGGUGGGUUUAUGAGUCACUGUGGGUGGAAUUCUUGCAUGGAAAGUAUGAGCAUGGGAGUACCAAUUGCGGCAUGGCCUAUGCAUUCUGAUCAGCCCAGAAACACAGUGCUUAUAACACAAGUGCUAAAAGUUGGCAUUUUUGUUAGGGACUGGGCUCACAGACAAGAGAUAGUGACAUCAAAUAUGGUGGAAACUGCUGUGACAAGAUUAAUGGCAUCGAAGGAGGGGGAUGAGAUGAGAAAUAAGGCUGCAGAAUUGGGUCGCCAAGUGCGGCAAUCAAUGCGUGAAGGUGGAGUUUCUUGCACGGAGUUCAAUUCCUUUGUUGCUCAUAUCACUAGAUGAGUGUUGAAUAUGCAUGCAUAAAACUUCAUUUGCUUGCAUAUUCAUUUGCCGGUGGAUCAAGGUUCUUCUGGGUUCCCUUGGCGCUACAAAUGGAGAGUUUCAUAUUAAUUUCAUAUCUACAUCUGUUUCUAUAUAUGUUCUUAUUGCUAUAUGUUGGGUGAAUUUUGGAGAGCAACAUCAUCUUCAUCACCACUUGAGUUCAGAUUUUGUUU